Messenger RNA from Closterium sp. Naga37s-1, 696 nucleotides. The record is from the annotation of a GenBank genome assembly. NCBI's taxonomy places the organism in Eukaryota, Viridiplantae, Streptophyta, Zygnematophyceae, Desmidiales, Closteriaceae.
AUGCCCUCCCGUCGCCUGUCCGCUCUCCCUCCCGUCGCCUGUCUGCUCUCCCUCCCGUCGCCUGUCCGCUCUCCCUCCCGUCGCCUGUCCGCUCUCCCUCCCGUCGCCUGUCCGCUCUCCCUCCCGUCGCCUGUCCGCUCUCCCUCCCGUCGCCUUCGCGCUCUCCCUCCCGUAGCCUUCGCACUCUCCCUCCCGUCGCCUGUUCGCCCUCAUAUUGAAUCGCCCUUCCGUCGCCCUUCCUCCCCCUCUUCGUCGCCGUCUCGCGCGCCUCAAAUCGCCCACCCGUCGCCCCUACCGUCGCAAUCGCCCUCGCGAUCUCCUCUCACAUCCCGUCGCCAUUCCUCUCCCACAGCCCUUCCUCUCUCGUUGCCCUUCCUCUCUCUCGCCGCCCUUCCUGUCUCCCGUCGCCCUUCCUCUCCCGUCGCCCUUCUUCUCUCUCCUCCCGCCGCCCUCGCGUCUCAUCGCGAUCGCGUUCCCAACGCACUCCCGUCACCCUCCGUCCCGCCUUUCGUAAAUUAUUACCUCCCCUCGCGUCGUUCCUCUUCUCUUCCCUCCCCUUCCGUCGAUCCCUCGAUCCCGUGCCCUCGCUCUCUCCCCUCCCGUUCGGUCGCCCUCGUUCUCUUCCCUCCUUUUCCGUCGCCCUCGCUCUCUCCCCUCCCUUUCCGUCUGAAGUCAAGAUGGGAAAAGCACGGUUAA